Molecule: messenger RNA, 942 nt
Organism: Candidula unifasciata
Lineage: Eukaryota; Metazoa; Mollusca; Gastropoda; Stylommatophora; Geomitridae
Source: the annotation of a GenBank genome assembly
AUGGAUUCAAACAACACCCAUGACUAUGUUGAGAUUAGCGUUUAUUCUGUAAUUACGUGCUUUGUUCUUGCAGUAAGCUGCGUUAUCAUUUGUGAGAGUGUACUAGUAAUUGUGAUAAUAUGUCGCACAACAAACUUGCAUACCAACACGGACAUAAUAGUUGCAUCAUUAUGUGCUAAUGACAUAUUGUUGUGUAUGGCUUAUAUUGUUCAUGCUCUGAUGAGUACUGUUGUUUUUCGCACGGAUCAGCUAAUUAAUAAAUCCGUUACUAGCCUGGUGUUGGGAAUCGCUUUCGGAACUACUUUUACCUCAUUUAUGCACAUGGGCUUUGUCUCCGUGGACCGCUUUAUCUUCAUCUCCCAUCCGUUUUACUAUAUAAAGAACAUGACCAGGGAACGUAACUUUAAAGUUCUUCUAGCUCUUUGGAUAACCGGACUUGUAUAUAUGAUUAUACCCGUGUUUGUCUAUACAGAUUCAAAGUACCACCAACAACUUAUAUUAACAAAUCCGCCUUUUGAAUACACAUGUGUAGUUUAUAUUACGUUUAUAAUCAAUACAUUUAUAGCAUCCACAUGUUACUUUAAGAUUGCCAGAGUGGCCUUCCACCACAAUAAAGCGUCUAACGUUCGAAGACUACACAGUACAAAUGGCAACGGUGAGAUUGCCUUGUCACUGAAUCGACAGGCAGCAAUGAAAAGUGUCAAAUUUUUUGCUGUCACUUUUGGGCUUCAUUUAGCCCUCUCUUCGCCUAUGUUGAUUGUGUCAGCAAUCAACUUUGUCAUCGAAGUGCCCAAUUAUGUGUUUGUGUUGAAGUCCUUUGUGUAUCUUGUGAACUCAUUAAUGAAUUGUUUAAUAUACGCGUUUAUGAGAAAGGCGUUUUUAAAAACUUUGAGAUCGACAAUUGCAGAUGGGUUAAAGUGUUGUUUCAGGAGAACACAUUGA